UGGCGACUAGUUCUCGUUGAUGUAGAGUUUACCUGUUGAUAAUCGAAUCAGAUUUGGCUUAAAGGAAAUUCUUGAAUUAUCGUAGUACUAACAAGGCAAUUUGCCUCCAUCAAACUCUUCGUUUAUCACAAUAUUCUGCUCUAAUGAGGUGGUCAACAUUUUCAUACAAAACAAGUGUAAGCAAACGAUGUAUCAGUAUUUCAAGUAUACGAAAGUUAGGAAAGAAGUGUUGUCAUUGCUUUUACAUUUAGCAUAAAUUGUUGGACAAUGAUUUUCAACGUCACAAAUAGUUUGUAAAGGAUCAAAUAGUUAAGAAUUCAUCAGAGUUUUCAUUCACGUGUAACGAGAUAAAUAAAAAUGUAACGUAAUUGCUGUGUUUACCCGCAUAAUUAGCUCUCUCUGUUUUUCUUUGAAAAAGCGUGUAUCAAAAAAUUCAUAUGAGAGAAUGGCAAUUCGCAUUACACUAGAAUGUGGACAUUCAUCAAUGUUACGUAUGCGUACUACCCCUCAGGGCUAUACUCAUGAUUGGGAAUUAUUUGUGCGGGGUAUUGACAAUGCUGAUAUUCACCACUAUGUUGAAAAAGUGGUUUUUCAAUUACAUCAAACAUUCUCAAAACCAAAGAGGAUCUUAAAAGAACCACCAUUUGUGUUAAAAGAGUCUGGUUAUGCUGGUUUUGAGAUUCCAAUUCAUAUUUAUUUAAAAAAUAAGGAUGAAGGUAGCAAAAAGAUAGAAAUUUUAUAUGACCUUAACUUACAAUUUAGUGGUCCUGCAAUUACAAAUGUCAUAAGACAUACUGAAAUAAUUAAUAACCCUUCAGAUGACUUUAGGAGGAAACUGUUGAAGGGUGGUGGUGUUCUUGUGUCCAGUUCUGAAAAUUCAGUUGAAAAGAACGAAUCUAAAGCAUUAACUAUGGUUGGUAAACCAAAGUUGAGCGGGAGUGAGUCGAAGAAGCACAAAAAUACAGAGUCAAGAACUUCAAGUUCUUUUGCUGAAUUAUUCGGUACACCUCUAAAACCUACAAAAGUUUCUCAGGACACUAAAAAGUCUACACCGCAAGAAAAAUCCUCGGCUUCUAAAUCGUUAAUUAACACAGAGAAGUCUGAUAAAGUGGACAAAACAAAGUCUAAAGAUAGUCCUCAUAAAGAUACUAAAAAGGAUAAGCCAGACGAUAGGAAAGAGAAAAGAAUCAAAGAACAAGCUAAAGAUAAGAAUCGAAGUAAGGAGAAAUUAAAAAGAUCUACUAGUCCUGGAAAUAAGAGUCAUUCUAGCCCUUCUAAUAAAAGGCCACCAUCACCUCCAUCAGUUGGAAUAAAAAGAGCUUGUAGCCCAUCUUUGCCUUCUGCAAAGAGGUCAAUUUCCCCAAAAUUGAAGGAAAAGGAGAUGAAAAAAGUAACUUUUGAAAAAGAGAAAGAUAAGAGUAAAGAGAAAGAUAAAGUAAAAGAUAAUUCUAAAAAUGUUGUCGAUGCUUCUAAGGGUGAAAAGAAAAAGGACAAGAAAAAGCAUAAAGAAGAUCGGGAUAAAGAACGAAAGGAUAAGUAUAAGGAAGGAGAACGGCCUUCCUCAAAGGAAUCUAUAAAAGUAGCCGAGAAGAAGAAUAAAUCAGAGAAAUCCGAGAAAUCCGAGAAAGAGAAGAAUCAAGAGUAUAAAUCGGCUAAAGAGGGGAGAAAGUCGCCGAAACCUCCGAAGGAGAGUGAGAAACCAAAGGAUGAGAAAUUAUUGAAGACAGAAAGAUCUGAAAAGACCGAGAAGUCUGAGAAGGCAAAGGACAGUAAGAAUGAAAGAGACAGACAGAAGCACAAGCAUAAAAAAAGGGAUAAAAAGGAUAAACGGGAUAGUAGCAAAGAUAGGGAAAAGAAAGAGAAACGCGACAGGAUAAAGUCUUCAACGGAGAAGCAAGAUAAUGUGCCUAAUGUUCCAGUAGCUAAUUCCUUUUCAGUACUAGAAAUGCCAGAAAGAGAUAGCAGCGAUUCAGCGCCAUCCAUAGAUGACGAUUCCAUUCCUGAAUCAAAAUUAGUGCCUAUGGUUAAGAAAGAAGUAGAAAAUUUAACGGCGUCUACACCGCCAACAGAACUGACAAAACCACUUUCACCUGCAAUUCCUACAGACAUUAAAAAGGAUAAGGUUGACCGAAAUAAAAGGGACAGAUCUAAAGGGAGUAAAGGGGAGGAAAAAGAAAUCCGUAGAAGGAAACGACGGAGUGAUAGUAAAGGCGAUGACGACCAUGUGGUUAAAAGAGAAAAGGAUAGAGGUCAUUCGACGUCACCUCCUUUGGAGCCUGUCUCUUCGAGUCAAUCACCAGUCGUGGUGGAUCAGGAAACGGUUCAUAUGAAAGAUAAGGAGGAUCGUGGUGUUACGGAACAAGUCGCCGAGAAGCGUAUCGAGGCGGAAGCGGAACAAGUGGCCCCUGAUUCAACGAAUAGUACUUUGGUUGAUUCAGACAUAGGAGAGCCACCAGUGUUUUCAGAAGACUAUGUGUCACAGUUGAAAGAUUUGCAACAAAAGAUAAUGACUUUGCAAGAUAAUCAAGAGUUACAGAGAGUUGUUCAGGUAAUCGCAGAAACCGGUCAAUACGAGAUCACAAAAAAGACAUUUGAUUUUGAUCUGUGUGCUCUGGAUCGUAGAACGGUGCAACGUUUACAACAAUUUUUUGCAUCGUGACCGUCUGUAGCGUAAAUCAUGAUCUUUUAUUAUAAAUUAUUAUUAUUCUAUGUAUUAAGUCAUUAAGUUAUUUGAAUUUAUAAAAGAGAUUCCUCCAGAUUAAUAUAUAUAUAUAUGUAUAUACACAUAUACAUAUAUAAAAACAAGUAAUAUACAAAACCCCAGGAGAAAUUUUGUAGAUACCGAUGUCCUCGGCAAAGCAGAAAGGAGUCUACUUCUGCCUGGGUAUACGAUUCAGAUUUUGCAUACUUUCCUCUUAAUAUGCCAACUGUGUACUUUCGAUUGCAUUAACCUGGAAAACGUGCGUAAUUUAUCUAUGGAAAAGAAAAUGCUGUUUAUGAAUCGCAGCGAGAUAUGAUAUUGCUUAUAAUUCUAGUUUCUUUAUCAUUCACCAGAUCAGCUUAUUUUCUUACAUUUUUAUAUAUUUUCAGCACUUGUUAUUUUUACAUUGUUUUAUAGACAUAUAAAUAAUACAUAAUCUGUGGAGAGGAUAGAUUAAGAAUCGUAUAUUGUAUUUUCGUGUAAUAUAAAAUAUUCACAGUUUCUUUCAAGACCAUUAGAAAUUGCAAUGCAUUUUUAUUUAUGUAAAUGCAAUAUAUACACGUAUAUGUAUAUAUAUACAUAUAUAUGUAUGCAUUAUAUAUACGUGUAUGUGAUGUAUAUGUAAUGUUACAUAUGUCUAUUACAAACAUAUAUUUGAUUUCUUGUAUGGUAAAGAUAUAUAAAAGAUUAUGUUGACUUUAAUGAUGUUAAUCGGAAACGUUCAAAGAUUUCGUGCAUCAUAUUGCCUUCUACAUAGAUAUAUUCUUGAUAUCUUUCAGAGAAUUUAGCGUAGGUUCAUCUAUCUGAACCGAGGGUGAUUAUUAUAUUUAUUGAUAUUUUCAUAUGGGACGUAAUUAAAGUAAGAAACGUAUGAAAGGA
Molecule: messenger RNA, 3580 nt
Organism: Bombus terrestris (buff-tailed bumblebee)
Lineage: Eukaryota; Metazoa; Arthropoda; Insecta; Hymenoptera; Apidae
Gene: ear
Product: protein AF-9
Exons: 3
Coding region: 446-2659 (737 amino acids)
Biological process (GO): regulation of DNA-templated transcription
Cellular component (GO): super elongation complex
Source: RefSeq, a predicted model, not a curated record